AUGCUGCACCACCACGGUGGCGCCGGGUCCCCGUACAUGGCCCCGACGACGACGACGGCUGGCACGGGCACGGCCCCGUUCUCACCGACGCCGACGGGGCCCGCCAUCGUGUCUGUCACCGACAUCCCAGCCGCCUCGCCGACGAUGCAGCUGCAGCCGGCGGAGCCGAGUGCUAUUUUCGAGGAAUUACCAGCGGGCGGCUCCGGCUCCGGCUCCGGCGCCGGUGCCGCGGCCAGCAUCCAAGACGACGACAUGCAGGCCGACUUCGGCGCCAGCGGCGCGGGAGCGUCCGGCUCGGGCGGCCACCACCGGUGGCCGCGCGAGGAGACGCUGGCGCUCAUCAGGAUCCGGACGGAGAUGGACGCCGACUUCCGGAACGCCCCCCUCAAAGCGCCGCUGUGGGAGGACGUCGCCAGGAAGCUUGCAGGGCUGGGCUACCAACGGAGCGCCAAGAAGUGCAAGGAGAAGUUCGAGAACGUGGACAAGUACUACAAGCGCACCAAGGACGCCCGCGCCGGGCGCCAGGACGGCAAGAGCUAUCGCUUCUUCUCGCAGCUCGAGGCGCUGCACGCCGCGGCGCCGCCGCCGCAGCAGCUGCUGCCGCUGCCGCUGCCGCCCCCCUCGGGCAUGAGCGUGACCACGGUGCAAGCUGGCCCUCAUCAGCCGGCGGCAAUGGCAUGGACGGCGGGCCCUAAGGCGCUGGGCCCACCCACCGGCGCCGGCCUGCUGGACCUCAGCUUCUCGUCGAUGUCAGGGUCAGAGUCCGACUCCGACUCCGACUCCUACUCGGAUGACUACGACGACUCUGAUGCCGGUGAGCAGGGCCUCGGCAGGGGCGAGUGCGACAGGGAGAUGGUGGCGAUCUUCGAGGGGAUGAUGAAGCAGGUCACGGACAAGCAAGACGCCAUGCAGCGCGUGUUCCUGGAGACGCUGCAGCGGUGGGAGGCGGAGCGCACGGCGCGCGAGGAGGCGUGGCGGCGGCAGGAGGUCUCCCGCAUGAACCGCGAGCGCGAGCAGCUCGCCAGGGAGCGCGCCGCCGCGGCCUCCCGCGACGCCGCGCUGAUCGCGUUCCUCCAGCGCGUCGGCGGGGGGCAGGGGCAGCCCGCGCGGCUCCCUCCGCACAGCGCCGGCAUCGUGCCCGCGCCGCCAAUGCCGGACCGCACCCCUCCGUCGCCUCGGCACGACGCGGCGGCCACCUCGCUUCAGCAGCUGGUGCCCGGGCCGCUCAAUGCGGUGGAGGCCUUGGCGUGGGCGGGAGGCGAGGGCAGCGGGUCCUCGUCGUCGUCGCGGUGGCCCAAGGAGGAAGUGGAGGCGCUGAUCCAGAUGCGGAACGAGAAGGACGAGCAGUACCAGGACGCGGGGGCCAAGGGGCCGCUUUGGGAGGACAUCGCCGCCGGGAUGCGCAGGAUCGGGUACAACCGGAGCGCCAAGCGGUGCAAGGAGAAGUGGGAGAACAUCAACAAGUACUACAAGAAGGUGAAGGAGAGCAACAAGAGGCGCCCCGAGGACUCCAAGACCUGCCCUUACUUCCACCAGCUCGACGCCAUGUACCUCAAGAAACACCGUGGCGGCGGCAGAGGCAGCAGAACCGCAUCUGGAGCGAACAUGGCCACCGCCGUCACCGUCGCCGCCGUCGCCGUCGCUGCUACCGUGCAGGACAACCCGAGCCAGCGCGAGCUCGAGGGAAAGAGCAGCAACGAUGUCGACAACCGGAAGAAUGAUGACCAGGGAAACGUGCAGGCUUCUCCCGGCAACGGCGAUACAGCACCGACGACCACCCCGCCUGGUGACGGCGCCAAAAACAAGACGGCAGAGGACAGUGUGAAUGAAACAAAUGUGCAGCAUCAGCACCAGCAGCAGCAGGAGUUCAGUGCGGACGAGACGGACAGCGACGACGACAUCAACAUGGCAAGAGACCACACAGUCUACACUGAAGAAGGGAACGACGAAGACAAAAUGAAGUACAAGAUGGGCGUCCACAAGCCUGAUGUGAUCGGGAGCAGCGGCAACGUACCUACACCAGCAGCAGCAGCAGCAGCAGCACCACCACCACCACCAGCAGCAGCAGCAGCACCACCACCACCACCAGCAGCAGCAGCAGCAGCGACGGCUGCGGCACCGACGAGUUCAGCUGCCCCAACGAGCAGCACCUUCCUUGCCGUUCAGUAG
Messenger RNA from Miscanthus lutarioriparius, 2169 nucleotides. NCBI's taxonomy places the organism in Eukaryota, Viridiplantae, Streptophyta, Magnoliopsida, Poales, Poaceae. The record is from the annotation of a GenBank genome assembly.